GAGAGAAGUGACAGAGGAUCAGUCCGAGGAGAGAGGAGGCAGCAGCGGCCGCUUUCCACCGUAUCAGCUCCACAUGCGACUUUAGUUCACCAUAAGAAACAAGAGGCAGAACACACACAGCGACGCUUCCCUCUGGAAACAUGUUACCGACGAAGAGCCGGGCUUUUACCCAGGGAGCGUAGCGUUAUGGACCGGGUACAGCAGUGACUUAGCCCCGCUAGCUAGCCGAGUAAUGCUAGCUGGAUACCACCGAGUCUCAAGAGGAAACCAGCGAUGACUGACAGCGACUCGUGCGGAUACACGCGUGUUAAUGUGAGCGCUGCCACACACAGGUUCGUCUCUGAGAAGGUCCAGUCCUCCCGCAGGCGGCCAUGGACAACGUGAAGACACGCAGUUUUAGCAAUGAUGAGGAUGAAGAGGUGAUCUCCACAGACACCGAAAGCAAAGAGAAGAGCAAAGAUAAAAAGACACUGUGCAAAGUGAAGUGGUCCCGAGAUGAGGAUGAAAAGCUGAAAAAACUGGUUGAGCAGCAUGGAGCUGAGUCCUGGAAAUUAAUAGCCAACUUUUUUCAAGGGAGGACAGAUGGCCAAUGUCAGCACCGCUGGCAGAAGGUGCUCAACCCAGAGCUGGUGAAAGGACCCUGGACAAAAGAGGAGGAUCAAAAGGUUAUUGACCUGGUACACAAAUAUGGCCCCAAGCGUUGGUCAGUGAUCGCAAAGCACCUCCAGGGGAGGAUUGGAAAGCAGUGUCGUGAACGGUGGCACAAUCACCUCAACCCAGAGGUGAAGAAGUCUUCAUGGACUCAGGAAGAGGAUCGAAUCAUUUAUGAUGCCCAUAAACGUCUUGGCAACCGCUGGGCAGAGAUCUCCAAGCUUCUUCCUGGACGGACAGACAACUCCAUCAAGAACCACUGGAACUCCACCAUGAGGAGGAAGGUGGAGCACGAGGGCUACCUGCAAGAUCACAGCAAGACUCUGUCCUCCUCUCACAGUGGAGGGAAGAGACGCCACCACAGGCUGUGUCCCCCAACUCCAGCAGAGCCUCAGAGCUGUGAUCACAGUCCCCUGUUGAUACCAGGACCCAACCAGAUGGGGGUUUAUACGUGUGAUCCUCACAGUGGACACAUGAUGGAUAGUCUUCCUGAAAAUUCAGGCUUCAUUCAGCCAUCGUGCCUGGACGAUCCUGACAGAGAGCAAAGAAUUAAGGAGCUUGAGCUGCUGCUUAUGUCAGCAGAGAGUGAAGUCCAGCGACAAGUGCAGUGCAGAGGUCCAUGUAGCUUGGAGCAGUACUCCAUCUGGUCAGACAGUUUGUCCGAUGACACGUUGACCACAAGUGGCAGCAGCUUGGAGGAGCAGGCAGAGAGAAAACCCUGGAGGGACACUGACAUUCCCCAGGCUCCUACAGCACAGCUUCCAAUCUCUCCCAGUAAGUUCCUGGCACUGGAGGCCAGCACCGUGCUCUCCACCCUGCAGACCAUACCGGAGUUUGCAGAAACCAUGGAGCUCAUUGACUCCAUGUGUUUUGCUCUGCAGGACCCUGGUGCGUGGAGUGACGUGGCCAGUUUUGACCUUUCAGACACAGCGACACCGCCCAGGCACAAUCUGGCAGGCUACACCACCCUCCUGCAAGAGAGGACCAUGGAUAAUUCAAUGGAUUACACUCUCAACACGCCCACUGCCAUAUCAGGCCGAGACAAGAACAGUGCUUCCUUUGGUCUUGGGAGUGUCACUUCUCUGACUCCCAUCAACUCGUCCAAACCUUCCCAAGCAUCCACAGGGAGGAGGAGGAGGAGAGAGAGGGGAGAACCAUCUCCUUUAUGCGACAGGACCUGCUCGUCUUUCUUGGAAAAUAACUCAAAUUCUCCAAAGAAAACGCCAACAAAGUCACUGCCAUUUACCCCAUCACGAUUCUGCAACAUAUCAGGGGCGGAACAUCUGAGUCUGGAUAACCCUGCCCUCACCUCAACUCCUGUGUGCGGCCAAAGGUGUCUCCUGUACACGCCGCUCCACAAAGAAACCACACCGAAGCACCAGAAGGAGAACGAUGGUUCGCGGACACCCAAAUUCUGUAAAACCAUAAUGAUUCCAACCCCAAGGACACCGACUCCUUUCAAGAAUGCUUUGGCUGCUCAAGAGAAAAUGCAUGGGCCCCUAAAAAUGGAGCCGCAGCCUUUAGCAUUUCUAGAAGAGGACAUUCGAGAAGUUCUGAAGCAGGAGACCGGAGCAGACAUCUUUAACAGAGCAGACAACCAGCCAGACUACAGAGCAUGGAAACAUAAUAUGGAUGGCCCAGCUAGAAAAGUGCGUAAGUCCCUUGUGCUAGACCCUUGGGGUAAAGACGGCCUCAACACCCAACUCUUCCAGGAGCAGCGCAACAACACAGAAAAGCCGGAGGAAAGUCUUCUGACGAGCUCCUCGCUGGUCACCUCGACCCCUGAGCAAGAGGAGUGCAGUCGCCCUUUGACGUCUGCACGAGAGGAGCCGUCACUCGUUCCUGUGCAUCCCCAUCGCUUUACGAGCCUGCGGGUGAAGAAGCUCUCCGCCUCCCACAAAGCACCAAAACACGCAGCUGUUCAGGUGAGUGAGUGGGAAGCAGUGGUUUAUGGGAAGACAGAGGACCAGCUGAUUAUGACGGAACAGGCCCGUCAGUACCUGAGCCCUUACCCGUCGUCUGGCUCUACCUCAAGGGCCCUUGUGCUUUAAAGCCGUCUCCUCACCGCGCAGGCAACACUACCACACCCAUCCCAACUUCGAAAACCUCCACUGAAUCCUGUAAGAGACAAUCCAGUGAAGACAAAUGAUUUUAGUUUUUAUUUUGAUACAGAAAUGCACUGCCAACGACGUCCACACAAAGGCAUGGCUGCCUAUUAACACACAUUUCUACGUCACUGCCCGAGUAGUUUGUUGUUUACAGCUUGGACUUGUGCUCUCUUUUGAAAAACACAACCUGGCUACAUGAGCAAUUUUGUACAGAUAUGAAAAAAAGGCUAGAUUUUUUCCUGCACUAGUUAGAAAUGUUGAAACAACCUGCACAUACAGUAGGCUGUAGAAAUAGUGUUUAUUACUAGCAGUGGCUGCUUCUGAGUUUUAUAUUGUUAAUAUAUUGUUUAAAUAACCAGCAAGACAUUUUAUAACGUAUUGCUACUCAUUGUGUAUCAACUUGUUUCGCGAAGCUGCCCCGUACAUGCAACAUCUGUAGCUUUUUAUACAUGUAGCUGACGCCCAUGUAUCUUUCAAAUCCCACCGUGGGUUUUGAACAUAGACACUUACAGUACAGAAUAUAAUAUUAAGCAUCGCAAGCAUUUAAAACUAGAAUGGCGAUCAGUAGAGCGCAUCAACCGUGUCCCUUAUCAAACCACAUUUGAAUUCAUUGGAUCUGCACCAAAUUGCACACGCUCAUAAAUAUCAGACCCUAAACAAGCCCGGUUUUUUUCAUCAAGGUCUUCUGAGUAAUCAUGGAAAAUGUUGAAAAACGCCCAAAUCUUGCUAUGUUAAAGAAAGUGACAAAAAUGUCCUGGUUUCUCACCAAAAUUGAAUGAGUUCUUCACUGACUUUUACCGCAUCCCUCCACCAAGUUUUGUGGUAAUUAGUUUAAUAGUUUUUCGCAUAAUCUUGCAUACAAACAGACAAGUGGACGGGUGUGAAAACACAUGACAUUCGAAGGGACAGCAGUGUUAUUGCUGAAUCACGGUGAUGUGAAGUCGGUGGGGAUGGAAAUAGAAAGCUGUCAGUAUUGCACUACUGAGUCGAUUUUGCUGCUGAGAAAGGAGCAGUGUUUUUAAGGGCUAACUGGAUAGCACUUGUGAUGGUAUCUUCUUCCUCUUUUUUCUUUAAACAACACAUUUCCUUUCCAAGGCCAUAGUGUCCGUCGAGACAUCGGUUGAAUGUAUUUCAUUGCAAUGUACAUGUGUAAGAACCUCAAGAAUGGAAGGGUACCUUUUUAUGUUUAUUUCUGUUUGUUUUAUUUAUUAUCUGACAGCUCUAAAGCUUAGAUAUUAAUAUAAAUCGGAUACCAUGAAUUUUU
Molecule: messenger RNA, 4023 nt
Organism: Hippoglossus stenolepis (Pacific halibut)
Lineage: Eukaryota; Metazoa; Chordata; Actinopteri; Pleuronectiformes; Pleuronectidae
Gene: mybl1
Product: v-myb avian myeloblastosis viral oncogene homolog-like 1
Exons: 16
Coding region: 372-2702 (776 amino acids)
Biological process (GO): regulation of DNA-templated transcription
Cellular component (GO): nucleus
Molecular function (GO): RNA polymerase II cis-regulatory region sequence-specific DNA binding; DNA-binding transcription factor activity, RNA polymerase II-specific
Source: RefSeq, a predicted model, not a curated record